GCCGCGGGUGGCGGCAGUUUUCUGGUUGUGUCCGAGCUGUUGCCACCAUGUCCCUAGCGGCCUCGGCUGGCAGGGGUUCGGGGGCCGUGUGGUCCCCAACCCAUGUGCAGGUGACGGUGAUGCAAGCACGGGGCCUCCGGAGUAAGGGCCCCGCGGGCACGAGCGACGCGUACGCGGUGAUCCAGGUGGGCAAGGAGAAGUACGCCACCUCGGUGUCGGAGCGCAGCCUGGGCGCGCCCGUGUGGCGGGAGGAGGCCACCUUCGAGCUGCCGCCGCUGCUGUCCUCCGGGGCCGUACCGGCUGACGCCGCAACCCUGCAGCUCACUGUGCUGCACCGCGCGCUGCUCGGCCUGGACAAGUUCCUGGGCCGCGCUGAGGUGGACCUGCGAGAGCUGCACCGGGACCAGGGCCGCAGGAAGACGCAGUGGUACACUCUGAAAUCCAAGCCAGGGAAGAAGGACAAAGAGCGAGGAGAGAUUGAGGUUGACAUCCAGUUUAUGAGACACAACAUGACAGCCAGCAUGUUCGACCUCUCCAUGAAGGACAAGUCUCGGAAUCCGUUUGGGAAACUGAAGGAUAAGAUCAAGGGGCGGCAUAAGGACAGCCCGUCAGAUACUGUCUCAGCCAUCGUGUCUGCCACAGCGCCCUCCGGUGACAGUGACGAUGAGUCUUCAUCCAAAGAUAAGAAGAAGAAAUCGAAGAUCAAGGGCUUGUUCUCCAAGUCUAAUUUGCAGAAGACGCCACUCUCCCAGUCCAUGUCUGUCCUGCCGACUUCCAAGUCGGACAAAGUGCUGCUGCGUCCUGGGGACUUUCAGUCCCGGUGGGAUGAUGAUGACAAGGAUGAAUCCUCCUCCACCUUGGACGUCAUGUCUCACAAGAGAACAGCAAGUACAGAUCUUAAGCAGCUGAACCAGAUCAACUUCACCCUCCCCAAGAAGGAAGGACUGUCCUUCCUCGGUGGCCUUCGGUCUAAGAAUGACGUCCUUUCCCGCUCUAACAUCUGUAUCAACGGGAACCACGUAUACCUGGAGCAGCUGGAAGCCAAGAGCGAGACCAAGGACAGCAGCCCCUCUUCCUCCCCAUCCCCUCAGGGCUUCAGAAAGAAGAAUUUAUUUUCAUCUACGGAAAACCUGGCUGUUCGGUCUUGGAAGGAGUCUGGGGACGGCGGUGAGACGUCAUCUGACAGGCAGCUCUCCAGCUCUUCCACCCAUGACUCUGUGAAGUCCAUGUCUCUGCCAUCCUACCGGCCACUGGUCAGUGGGGAUAUUAAGGAAAACACAGCCCCAGUGAAUGCAGAGGCUGCGAAAGAAGCCAAAGAGAGCAAGAAACAGGAGAACAAAAAGACCUCUUUGCUUUCCCUGGUGACAGGGAAGAAGGAUGGGGCUAAGGGCAGGGAGGGCGAAAAGCCCUCUGCCAACCUGGGGCAGGAGAAGGAGGGCACGCUUGCUGAUGUCAGCCCGAGGGACGGUGGGCCGGGGCCCGUCGAGGACUGCGUGAGGGGGUCUGAGAAAGAUACCACGGCUGUCGUCCCUGGACGGGGCAACUCCCUGAAUCCUUUCGAAGAUGUGCAGAUCACAGAACCAGAAGCUGACCCAGAGUCCAAGUUUGAACCAAAACCACCAGUCCCCUCUAGCAGGGCUCCCCAGACGCGAGCUGUGAAGCCCCGAGUGGACGUGUCUCCAGAGGCUCAGCCCACAGCCAGGCCCCUGCCUCACUCUGACUCUCCUUCUCCUCCUUUGUCCCCUUCCGGUUCUGGUCAGGCACCUAUCCCCUCUGACUCGGGGCAGGGUUCAGAGACACAGUCCUCUGAGAGUCCUUCUGUCUCCUCCUCUUUCUCCUCUCCCAUAGCAGCUCCCAUUUCCACGUCCACUCCGAUCCAAGGAUGGCCUUCCACAGACAAGGGCCAGGCUGGGUCUGAAGAACCAUCCCUGCUCCUUAAAGCAGAGUUGCAAAAGGAGAGUUUAACAUCAGCUCCAAAUGCUGUUUCUUCUGCCUUGGGGUCACUUUUCGUACAGCCACACCUUCCAGGCUUUAUGGGGAUGGAGGAUUCCUCAACCGGGAGGACUUGUGAGACAGGAACAGAAAGCAGGAGCAGUGACAGGUCAGAAGGGUUCCUUCCAGAGCAACCUAAAGUGGGGCGACAAGAAGAGCUUCUAAGGUCCCCCGCUGCCGAGCAGGACGACACCUCUGGAGAGGCCCAGGGAGCAGCGCCUGCCCUCUCUCUCCACGGCGGCCGCCUCGCAGGCUCAGGCGUGAAGCCUCGGUCUCAGGCUUCUGCAGAGAACAUGGCUGGGGACGAUGGGGUGACAUCUUCAGUCACAGCGACAGCAACCCCUCUUCACAUGGGAGAAUUGGUCCCCUCAGUUGACUCUGUGGUGCAGAAACCUGAGGAGAUGGGUCUGAACAUAAGGGAGGGCCCAAAGAAAGUUAAGAAGCGUGUCUCAUUUUCCGAGCAGCUUGUCAUGGAAGAAGAGGUGGCCAGGUCUGCUGGGUGUGUAGAAGAGGGCGAAGGUCGUCUAAGGGAGCUGAUUCCUGUGGGGACUGCCACUGGAGACAUGUCUGAAGCAGAGCCUACUGUGGCUUCCCACACAGAAGAUGCCGAGAGGGAGCUGGCAGCCGCACCUGGGCCGGUGACACAAGGUGCCCCAGCUCCCACCGAGGGUCAGCCCCUCCGCUCAUCCGGAGGGGAGAGUUUCUCCAAAGGCCCCACAAGGGAAGCAAGCUCAGCAGGGAUCACUCCAUUCCUCAGGGUUCAGGGAGACGAUGCCUUUCUGGCCCAGUGUCAGAGCAAAGCCAGUGACCAUGAAGGUCUGCUAUCUGACCCCCUGAGCGACCUUCAGUCGGCCUCCGACGUUAGAUCCCCCAUCAUGGCUGAUCUGAACUUAAGCCUUCCUUCCAUCCCUGAAGUUGCAUCGGAUGACGAAAGAGUAGAUCAGGCAGAUGAUGACAGAAGGACAGCGCAGCCGGCGACCCUGGACGCUGGAGCUUCGUCCUCGAGCAUGAGUGGCAGGCCAGAGGGGUCAGCGCCCGCAGAGAGGCUGGGCGACUUCAGGUUGGAAGCACCCAGAGUGUCUGUGACAGCUCCUUCCCAGCAGACUGCAGCUUUAGGAGUUCAUAAACCACACCCUGACAAGAUCCCAAGUCUGGAGAAGCAGCUGCUGGGACCUGGCAGUGGUGAGGAAGAAAAACCAAAGGGAAAUGGGAGUGUUAGUCAGCCUCCGGGCAUGUGCCUGGACCCUCCUCUACCUAGCCCCUCCCUUUCUGAGACCUCUUCUGCCACACACUCUUUUCCCAGCUCUCCACAUUCUGACACUCAUCACACCAAUACAGCAGAAUCUCCAAAAAAAGCAACAGCAGAGGGCUCGGCGGGGAAAGUUGAAAAUUUUGGCAAGAGGAAGCCGCUCCUUCAGGCCUGGGUCUCACCCUCAGAGACACAUCCAGUCUCAGCUCAGCCAGGCGCUGGCCUUGGGUCAGCCAAGCACAGACUUCAUCCUGUGAAGCCGAUGAACACAACAGCCACCAAGAUUGGUAACUCCAGCUUCGGAACUGCCACCAUCAUCAGUGAAAACAUGAUCAACGAAGCCAUAAUGAAGAAAUACAACCCCUCGGACCCUGCCUUUGCUUACGCACAGCUGACUCACGAUGAGCUGAUCCAGUUGGUCCUCAAACAGAAGGAAACAAUAAGUAAGAAGGAAUUUCAGGUCCGUGAGCUGGAAGACUACAUUGACAACCUGCUGGUCAGAGUCAUGGAGGAAACCCCCAACAUCCUCCGCAUUCCGGCUCAGGUCGGCAAGAAGGCAGGAAAGAUAUAAAUUGCUAGAAUAAAACAGAGACAUUUUUGUGAGUUUGUUUCCACCUGCCUUUGAGAUCAAGAAUGGUUUGCUCGACAGCAGCCAACAGACUCCAAGUCACCAUCUCCGUUGCUUGUUAUCUGGCCAGAGUCAAUUCCACCAAUUGAAGUUAGGUUAAUUAUUGCAAUAUAUCUUUUACUGUAUGUUCCCAGGGCUUUAUGUAUAAAUGCCACUGUGCCUUUUACUGGGUGGUAAAUAUUUUAUGCCUACCAAAGAUGUGGCCUUCAGAGCUGCUCCUGAGCUGGAGAUUCAGACAGCAUAGGAGCUAUUAACAUAUUUGAACACAGGGUUUUUUUCUUUCUUAUUGAGAUUUUUUUCCAGUAUGUACCCUAUAGUUGUUAAAGCUUAGGGUAAAAUGAGAAAAGGGCCAUGCAGGUGGUGCUGUGUUACACAUAUUUUCUUGGCUUUUGAGUAGCUCAGGUAUAGCUUUUGGCUACAGCUGCUAAAUUUCGAUACCGUGUAAACCUACCCAGCUUCUCAAAUUUGGGUCUUGUUUUUUUUUUUUUGUAGAGACAGAGUCUCACUGUACCGCCCUCGGGUAGAGUGCUGUGACUUCACACGGCUCACAGCAACCUCUAACUCUUGGGCUUACGCGAUUCUCUUGCCUCAGCCUCCCAAGCAGCCGGGACUACAGGCGCCCGCCACAACACCCGGCUAUUUUUUGUUGCAGUUUGGCCGGGGCUGGGUUUGAACCCGCCACCCUUGGCAUAUGGGGCCGGUGCCCUACUCACUGAGCCACAGGCACCGCCCUGGGUCUUGUUUUUUGACAGGAACAGAGGCAUUUAGCCUCUCUGUUGUGCCUUUCAGAUUUUGAACAAGCCAUCUUUCUAAACAUGAGUUUCUACUUUGCAGCUUUAAAUGUGCUCUUUAGAUCCAUAAGGCCAUUCUGCAGGAGAGAUGGAAAGUAGAGUACAGGGAUUAAGAAAUGGCCUUGACGGUGACUGGCUGAUCCCAGCACUCGCUCUCCUCAGGUAUGGAAUGAUAUCAGUAGAAUUCCCUUGGCCAUUUUCCCCUGUGCCUUCUCUUGGCUCCCUGGAUUCCUUGGCAGCGCUUGUUGGGGAGAGACAGAUCACCAACUCCUCAAGAUGAAGAAGCCCCUUCAUUGUGAAGGGCACAGGGAGCCAGUCUUGGACCACGAAGGGCGUGAACUGUGUUCAUAUGUCUAUCCUUUGAAUACUUCCUGGCCCUGCCCAAAAGGACACUCAAGUUACUUCUGGGGUGCUGGGGAUACUGGGGAAGCUGUAGUGAGGGACUUAAUAUAGUUAAUAAAAUUUAAAAGCUGGUAGAUAACAGAAGUAGAAGCAGCAUUCCCUUCAUGAACACAGUCACAGACAUUUUACCUCCUUGUUACAAAAUCGUGAAGAGCAACAAGAUGAUACUUAUUUUUUGCAUUAUUGUAUUUUUAAAACCAGAGUAAUAGACACAAACUUUUUAAACUAGGAUACUUGACCCUUUCUUAACUAAAAGGAUCAGUUCAGAUUCUUCGGGUAAAUUCAUUAUUAGUCACCUAAUGUUGGAAUUAGGAUAUUUCUGAAUUGCUUAUUUUUUCUCCUGGUUGUGAUAGUAUCUUAUCAAAUCUUGUUAUCUCUCCUAAGGAAGAAAAUCACAGGCCCGUGGGGGCAGGGAGUGAGGAGAGAGUGGUUAUUAAAUUGGGACUUUCUUCUCUGUAUGUUUUUGUUAGGUUAAGAAGCAAGAUUAUUUGGCAGCAGAAUCCCUUUCCAGGAUUUUGUUUGCUGCAGCAUUGGUUAUGUUGGAGCACUUUAAUCUGAAGGAUGAAAACGUAACUUGAUUUAUCUAAUUAGCUUUUAAUUAACUACAAUUAUUUUAUUUUAUUUAAUUCUCUCUUACAAUAUUGGGGACCACUGUAAGCUUCUCAGAUGACUUGUAUUUUUGUAGGGCUAUGAAAUUUAUUUACAGACUUAUAAAGAAAACUGUAUAUUCACUUGA
Messenger RNA from Nycticebus coucang (slow loris), 5798 nucleotides. It is a transcript of the gene RAB11FIP1, whose product is annotated as RAB11 family interacting protein 1. NCBI's taxonomy places the organism in Eukaryota, Metazoa, Chordata, Mammalia, Primates, Lorisidae. Gene Ontology annotation, cellular component: intracellular membrane-bounded organelle. The record is from RefSeq and is a predicted model, not a curated record. Gene Ontology annotation, biological process: regulated exocytosis. The transcript is spliced from 6 exons. Bases 48 to 3812 code for a protein of 1254 amino acids. Gene Ontology annotation, molecular function: small GTPase binding.